Messenger RNA from Haemonchus placei, 627 nucleotides. The record is from the annotation of a GenBank genome assembly. Lineage: Eukaryota; Metazoa; Nematoda; Chromadorea; Rhabditida; Trichostrongylidae.
AUGGAAAAUGAAAAUAAAAAGGAAAGUAGUGGUGAGCCUUCACUUACCUUCACACUCAACGUUACCGUUAAGAGAUCAAUCGCAAUUCCGACUGCUGUAAGUGCAUGCACAGCUCCCUUAGCCAUAGCCGUUGGUAGAGUUGCCGAUUCCUUUAGUACAAGGCGAACUGCCCCUCCAGCAAGCGAGACCGCUCCAACUCGUCCGCUGGAUAUCACGGUUUCUCGGUUCAAUUUGCUGGUCGUACACUUAGCCCUCAUCUCUAUGUUGUUACUGGAAAGAAUUGAUUCCUUAGUUUCUUCAAGCGAAGCAAUACUAUUUGCCAGAGUUUCUGUCAUCCUUCGAUCAUACUCUAGCAUUUCCUUUGCAGCUAGGACAUUUUUCUGAAAUACCAUACCUUUGGAAAUGCGAAAAAUGCCAAGGAAUAUUGUUAUCACUUUUAGGUUGUGCAAUUUGAAAAGACCGGUGGCCAUGUUUGAAGCUGCCGCAACGCCACCAACAGCUAGCCCUGCAACCGCAACGGGUGGCAUCAAAAUAACACCUCCUAUGACAGCGGCUCCACCACCUAUUCCAGCCACACCACCAACCACAUUCGAAAUAUUACAUCCACGUUCCCAUUUGUCCAGCUGA